This is a messenger RNA of Chilo suppressalis (striped riceborer), 1833 nucleotides long. The record is from the annotation of a GenBank genome assembly. NCBI's taxonomy places the organism in Eukaryota, Metazoa, Arthropoda, Insecta, Lepidoptera, Crambidae.
AUGAGAAUUGAACUCUUGCCUUUAUUAGGGAAGCAGUUGUGCCUAACUCUGGUCACUGUGUUAGCGUCGUGCUCAGCAGACCUGUUCUCGAAGGCUACGAGGACUAAGGCUGAUGAGAGGGACCUGAGGAGCAGCGUGUUUGACUUCAUCAUAGUGGGCGGGGGCACUGCCGGCUGCGUCCUGGCCAACAGACUAUCAGCUGUGCACGAUUGGAAGGUAUUAGUCCUCGAAGCUGGCGACGAGGAGAACAUAGACUAUGAUAUUCCUGGAGUCCCAACAAAGGAUUAUCGACCCAUACUGUGGAACUACAGGACUGAGAAGAAUGGCUUCUCCUGCCUUUCCAGGCCUGGUGGUAGCUGUGAAGUUAGAACUGGAAAGGUUCUUGGAGGAUCGAGUGUUACUAACGAUAUGAAGUAUACUAGAGGUCACAAAGUCGAUUAUGAUAGCUGGCACAGUACGGGAGCACUUGAAUCCUUAGAUUGGAAGUUUGGCAAUUUGAUUGAUAUGUUCAAAGCUUCUGAAGAUAACGGUGAUUAUGAUACCUUGGUAAACUCAUUCUACCAUGCAAGAGGAGGCGAAAUGCGCGUGCAGCGAUUCAAACACGUGGACCGCUAUAUUGAAGUUUUCGAUGCUGCAUUUGCAGAAAUGGGACUUCGCACCCAAGAUAUUAAUACUAAUAUCGCGGAAGCCGUUGUCAACCACCAAUUCACAAUUUGGAAUAACACAAGACUGAGUACAAACAGUGCUUUCCUAAAACCAGUUAAACACAGGAAGAAUUUGACUAUAUUAACUGGUGUCACUGUUACUAAAAUAAUGAUUAAUACUCAAGAAAAAUCCGUAGACGGUGUUGUGUAUGAAAUCGAAAAGGGAAAAGAGAGGCCGGCUUACGCCAAACGAGAAACGAUAUUAACUGUUGGUGCUAUAAAUAACGUAAAACUAUUACACUUGUCUGGCAUUGGACCAAAAGCAGAUUUAAAAAAACAUAACAUAACUACUAUAGUUGAUUUGCCUGUAGGCUUAAAUUACCAAGACCAGGUGACAACUGGUGGCUUAUCGUUUGCUAUUAACGAUGUCGCUCCGGUCAGUGAAAACCAAGUUAUAAACGAUUUUAAGACCUGGUUCCAAAAUCGUAGCGGUCCUUUGGCAUCAAAAGGUAUAGGACAAAUAUCAGCUUAUAUCCAAUUAUAUGAAAAUUAUAACGCACCAGAUGUAGAACUCAGUUUGGAGGGUAAUUUUGUAAGAAGUGAUAAAUUUAUGUUGACAAAUAUAAGUGUUAACGCAGCUGAAGAGACUAAUUUACCACUUUCAUAUUACAAUUUGGUCAACUUGUAUCCAAUACUGCUUAGACCUAAAAGUAAGGGAAAAGUUACACUAAACAAAAGGAAUCCUAAGCUUGGCAGACCUGUUAUACAGGCUAAUUUAUUAAAAGAAUCUGAAGAUUUAGAUAGUAUGGUUGAUAGUAUCGAUAUAGCAUUACAAUUAUUAGAUACAAAGGAAAUGAAGAAGGCGGAAAUAAAACUAGCUCCAAUAGAUUUAUUCCCAUGUGAUAGGCUGAGAAACAGAGACCAAUGGAAUUGUAUAGCCAGACAUUAUACUAAAGCCAUGAGUAAUCCAGUUGGAACCUGUCGAAUGGGAGGGAACAAGACAGAUUCUGUUGUAGAUUUUAAACUAAGAGUUCAUGGAAUUGAAGGUCUUAGGAUAGCAGAUGCCUCGGUGAUGCCAACCCACGUUAGAGGAGGUAUAUAUGCACCUACAAUGAUGAUUGCGGAAGUGGCUGCUCGAAUAAUUCUAAAAGACUGGAAAGAAAAUAGUGGAACAUAUAAUAGAAGGUGA